UAUACUGAUAUACGUAUUAAGCCGUUUAAACAAAGUCUUUCUGAUACAUUUAUUGUGUCUGAGGUGUAUUUAUACAAUACAACCAUAGACUCAAGAUAUUUUAAAAGGUAGAAGUUCAAUCCUAGUCUUUAAAAAAGGGUUCUAGAAGCUAAUAACUGUGAGCAUACUGCAUUUAUAUAUCCUAAGCCAGCAAGUUGUCAUGCAUUACCUUUAAAAUCACGUAUUGUAGUUUACACGUAAAUACUUUCUAUGUCGCACAAACGAGGCAAACACAUAAUUACGUAUCUUUGCACACGACACGUAAAUGAUCAACUUGGUAUUAUUUACCAAGUUACCAAGGGUACUUCCCCUUACGCAUUACUUCAGUUUCUAGUCAUUCGAUUCCGUUCAAUGAAACGUUUGUUUUCGUUGUUUCCACGGCAAUCUUUGUUUAAUAUCAGACCAGUAGUAGCCUUGUUUUAUAUACAGAACAUUUCAAUAUAAGUACGGAUAGGUUAAGUUAGUGAUUGCAAAAUUCUGUGUAAUUGCUUAUCAGUAUAAACACCAUUAAGACACAUGUUUAUUGUGUUAUUUAUAUAGGGCUGUUUAAACAGACUAUUUUACAGAACAGAGCUAAGAUUAAUUGAUUAAACGAAUAAAAGUAAUUUUUUGGGCGUACAGAUCAACAAAUUGUGGUUACGCGAGUAUUUCAGUUUUAUAAGAUUUUAUAUUGGGAAAUGAAGUCAGUUCUAAUAUCAGGCGCCCACUCCACCGGUAAAACUACAUUGCUUAACCAUCUGCAACAAGUUCAACCGAAAAAGUUGUCGAAAACACCUUUGAUGUUUUCACCCGAAGUCGCAAGAAAAUUUAUGGCGGAAAGUGGUUUCAAUACUGAAACCCAACAAUGCAAACAAAUGAUGAAAAAAAUCAACUUUCUGAUCUUGGAUAAACAAUACGAAAGGGAGCAAGAGAUGGAAAUAAAAAUGAAAGAUUUAGGUUACAACGAAGCGAUAUGCAUCUAUGAUCGUGGUGUCAUCGAUCCAAUUUGUUACUUGGAUAUGUACGUAGGAGAAGAAGCAGCCAACAAAGCUCUUUCUUUAUCGAAAGUGAAAGAAAUGAUCACGAGAAUGCGAGACGAAACACAAUGCAUUGUCUUCGUCAUAAUGCCGCAGGAAAAGUUUAUUGAAGACGACGGAAUUCGCGUCGAAACUUCCGGUAUCAAAGAAUUGUUCAACUAUGACGACAUUAUGACAUCAUACUUGGAUAGAAUGGGCGUUUACUAUCACAGAAUUUUGGAAGAAGAUUUAUUUGACAGGUCAGAGUUCGUCCAGCAAAAAAUAAUUGAAAGGUGGCCGCAGUUAUUUUAAAUUUUGUUUGUAAUGAAUAUAUGAUACUUAUUUUUCUUGCUUUCUUACUGUGACUGACAACUAUCGUUAAAUAUCCACACUGUUAGCAGCAUUGAGCAUCGAAUAUGGUUCUGUAUUUGACUAUACGAGUACCUGACCACUAAACCAC
This is a messenger RNA of Ciona intestinalis (vase tunicate), 1494 nucleotides long. Lineage: Eukaryota; Metazoa; Chordata; Ascidiacea; Phlebobranchia; Cionidae. The record is from RefSeq and is a predicted model, not a curated record.